AUGGAGAACUACAUACUGUACGACGAAGUUGGUCGAGGUGAACAUUCUGUUGUGUACAAAGGCCGGAAAAAGGGGACAAUCGAGUUUGUUGCUAUUCACUGCGUUGAAAAAUGCAAGCGUUUUGAACUUCGAAAUAUUGUUCGGCUUACCCAUGAAAUGGACCAUCCGAACGUUGUCAGGUUUCAUGAAUGGUAUGAAACUACAAACCACAUUUGGAUGGUCGUUGAGUUAUGUACUGGGGACAGUUUAGAUGCUGUCUUGUCGCAGGAUAAACGACUUCCAGUGGAAACAGUCCGACAUUUUGGAGUAGAAAUCGCAAAAGCACUUUUCUACAUCCACUCUCAGGGGAUUCUGUAUUGUGACUUGAAGCCGUCGAGAAUAAUGCUUGAUGGAGCAGGGAUCCUGAAAUUAAGUGACUUUGCUUUGGCCAUGGUUGAAGGAGAGGAUGAUUUUUAUGAUGUUUUGCGAGGGGAGCACAACUCCGGUGCAGAUGAUGAGGACCAAAAUUAUAGUAACAAAGAGGAGGGACAAAUUAAACGGCCUAAACCAUCACCGCAUUACAUGGCCCCUGAGGUACUCAGUGGGGCACCUCACUCUAAGGAAGCAGACUUGUGGUCAUUUGGGUGCAUUUUAUGUGAAAUGUUCACUGGAGAACAACCAUUUGUGGCUGAUUCCUUUCCAGAACUUGUAUCAAAAAUAUUAAAUGACAGCUCACCUCACGUCAAUAUAAAAACAGAGGGUGCGGCAAACAGGGCAUUGCAAGAACUUGAAGAACUUAUACAAAGUCUUUUGCAGAAGGAUCCUUUGCAACGCUUAAGUUGGGAGGAUUUGAUAACACACAGCUUUUGGGAUGGCUUAUUGGAAAGCCAGUUAGAUUCUGGGGAAAAUGCUCAAACAUCGGCAGUUGAAGAGCAAGAGGAAUAUCACACAGAGGAAUCAGAUGAAGAAGCUAGUGGAAAUGCAAAUGAACAGGUACAAAGUGAGGAUGUCAAAGAAAGUAAAGAAGAUGCAAUUAAAGACAGUCAACUGCUAAAUGUGCCAGAACAAAAUUCCUUAGUGAUCAGGCAGGGAACCUACACUUUCAGUAGCGGAUCCCUUGCCCAAACUGCUGAGAGUGAAUUCUUAGGAAAGACACAAACUCUUGCGAGAAGAACAAAUUCAGAAGAUCAGAAAAAGAGUAUUCAGUCAGUAAGCUUCAGCAGUAGGACAAAACAACACAAUCAAAAGGAGGCAAAUGCUGAAGCUUCUAACUCAAAGAUUAAAAAAUCAACACCAUUGAAAAGGAACCAAACAUUUAAUAAGAAGGAUUUCAAUGGAUUGCAGCAAAAUCAGCAUAGUCAAUCUAAAAAUGUGGAAUCAAACACUGCAUUGGUGGGCGACUCACAAGGGGUACAUGAUAGGGACAUGCUAGGGCAAAAGGGCAUUACAGACUUAGCUAACCACCCUUCAGAUUUUGUUGUAACACCAAUUGCAGACAACCCUAAAAUCAAGAAGUUCUCUCUUCCAAAGUGGGAUUCUAAAUCAUUACCUUGUCAACCACUUAAACCAGGCGAUCUUGUGGACCUUCCACAAGCAAAAUUUGAGGAACACUUAAGUGCCAUCAGCAGCUUAUUAUCUCAAAGUGACAAAUCUUAUACUGGGCCUAUGGCCACUCUUCACCGAAAUAAACUACACACCUCGUCUUACCUAGCAUCCCUCUGCCGAGAUGGAGAGAUAGCGAAUGCUAUAUUUGAUUCUGACUUCAUUGCUGUAAUGCUCAAACAGAUCAAGUCUGGCUUUUCUGCAGAUUUCAAAGCAAGGCUGGGUAGGUACAGUGUAAAUGUGUAUUAAAGCUUACCCCAUUCAAGCAGAGCAUUUCCUAAAGGAAAUGAUAUACCACUGCUAUCUCCCCUUACAACUCCAUAAUCAUCUAGCUUUGGAGGUGUGGUGGCAGAGCAGUUAACUUCUUGAAUUUCCUAUCUGUACGUCAAAGUUCAGGCAUUUCUAUCACAUUGUUUCCUUCGUCAAGAAACUUCUUCACUUCAGGGGCGGAUCCAGGAUUUUUUUUAGGAGGGGGUGCACUUGUCUCUUGCUCUACUUCAACACCAAUAAACCACAUAGGUUUUUUUGUAGAAUACCAGUUGCAUUAGAAAACCGCAGGUCAUCUCAGGGAGGGGGGGAGGGGGUGUGCACCCCCUGCACCCUCUCCCUAGAUCCACCCCUGCACUUUGUCUCUCUUCACCCUGGGCCCACUUCUUUAAAAGGUGGAGAAUGCUAUCCACUGGAUAAAUCUCUGACCAAUGGAUAAUGCGUUGGUUUCACUAAUACUUAUCCACUGGAUAGUGACAUAGCUGCUGCUAUCCAACAUUUGAGCAACUGGGACCAGGGCCCGGUUCCUGAAAGGGCGAUUACUGCUAAUCUAGGAUUAAAAUUUUGUUCCACUUUUUGUAUUUACCUUCCUAUGCAUUGCUUAGAGUUAAACAUUUUGUGUUAUCAUUUCUGUAUCACAGGGCAAAGGCUCAAUGGUAUUUUGUAAGCUGGAGUUACAUGUUCUUAGACAAGAAAACCUUUCUCACCUACCUUACCUCCUAGCUUCAAGUUCUUGUUAGAAGAAGUGAUUCUGGAAAUACUGUAUACCCCACUGAAUAUCUGACUUCCCUGAUAAGUGCUACUGCAAACAGUAUGGUUUUGCAGAUUUUAUCCUUAGUUCACAAGUUAGAUGAAUAGGAGGUGUCCUUGCUUUGGGAGGUAACCCCACUGGUUGUGUUUACUUUUAAAAACGUGUGGAGUUUAGCCAGUGAUCAUGAUACUCUAUCUUUAAAAUGCUUUUGUUUUCACUACAUUUUCUAGGUUACGCACUGAGCCUCUUAGCCGGUAAUGCUACAAUGAUUUCUGAGGACUUCAACAUGACAGAAGUGUUUACAGUACUGACAGAAGUGAUCAGAGACAAUUUUAGGAAUGCAAAACUUAAGCAACAUAUCUUGCCAGCUUUAGGAGAGUUUCUUUUCUAUGCUGCUACUCAAGAGGAAAAUCUGGGAGACUCAAUUCCACAGUGGGACGUACCGGGUGAGGCUAAACAGAUUUAUAUUAUUUUGUAGACAUGCAAUGCAAGAACAAAGUUAUUCAGUAAAUUUCAAAUUCUUCAAACUACCUUGGGAAGGGCAAAUUGGUUCAAAUUAUCAGGAGCUUUGAAAGUCUUUGAAAAAUUGAGAGUAAAACACUAUUACUGUGUUUGACUAGUGAAAGAAAGUUAGGUUUGCGUCAAAUUAUCACAAAUUUAAAAAAAAACUGAGGGUUCAAAAAAUUGGGAUACUACUGUACCUUUCGGUACCUUCCUUUCUUCCACCACCAAAUCUGCUAAAAUUUUACGAUCCACAGAUUCUUGUGCUUGUUGAAAGUAACAGCACAUCAAUGUACUUUUUCAUUUCACCAUAGCUAGACUAUUCCUCUACUUAAUUUGCCUGAAACUUAACCUAUUUCUUGUUUGCUUCCAAUUUUGUCAUCUCGAUUAGUCAUGAUCUUGGGUUGAUUUUUGUAGGAGUUACAUACACCAUCAUCACUAGGUGUCUUCAUGAAGGAGAAGAUAUCACAGUCCAACACUUUGCAGCCAAGACUAUUGAAAACGUGGCAUCAACCAAUGGUAGACAUUGCAGCAAGUUUGCCACAAAUGAAUCUGCUCAGGUCAGGAUAAUAAAUUUAAUAAAUUUAAUUUAAUAAAUUUAAUAAAUUUAACUUACUUUAGUGUGCUUUUGAUGAAGAGAUCAGUCUUUUAUACUUGCAUUUUGCGAUUUUCCCAUAAAGCAUGAAAUCCAAAAACGAAUUUGGAUUUAGAUUUGGAUUUGAUAAGUUACAUUCCAUCUUAGAGAAGUGAACAGAAGUCUGAAAAUCAAAGUCAAAACAUGGAUUUCCCAAUCAAAAACAUCCUUCAGUUGGAAGAUUGCAGAUGAGUAGUAAUUCUAUUUAAGUCAAAAAAUAAUCCUGGUGUUUAAUGUAAUUAACCACGUUCAUAAAGUAAACUUUCCACUAAAAGAAAAUUCAUUAUGGAAACUUUAGAUGUAGUGGGGAUAAAUUGACUUCAUUUACUCAGUUGAUAACAAGGUUCUUAGAGGUGGCACUGGACCAAUCCUCCUCUAUGUUCACCAUGUGAGGCUCUCUGCUCUGAACCUGUAAAUUGUAGGGUGCCCAGCAUAUGAUUUCUAUGAGAAGACUAAGAUUUCCUAGUCACCCAGGGCAAACCUUAGGUGUCAGGGGCCAAUGGGUCCUGCUAGAGAACAGCCUUGAGAAAAACCCUUGUACUGCCAUGUUGUACUUGCAACACCUGCACUCUGAGCUGUUUGUGAUAUUUUGUUGGAAUUGGUAAUGUUAUAUUUUUUUAAUGGAUAGUACUUAACUUCAAGAACCACUAUUCAUGGCUUCAGUGCUAAACUAACAUUUAGUGACAGUUUGUGAGAUUAUUAAAUAUUUUAACUUUUUCUUCAGCUCCUGUGGAAGUUGUUCACCCACUGCACAGUUGAUGCUCAGAAGGUCACAGCUAUUUCAGCACUCAGUCGUUUGACCAGUCACUCUCCCACUGUCUUUCAACACGUGAUCGAAAAGGCAGGUUUCAAGGCAGUUGGCUCUGCUCUGUCCAGCAGCGUGUCAAAGAUUCAGCAGUGUUUGGUAACCAUGUUUGUGUUGUUACUGUCCACGAGGCCUCAGAUGCGAAGGCUUGUCCAAGAACGUGAUUUGAUCGCAAAAGGUCUUCACCUAUUUGAAAGCCAAUCCAUGGUUAUCCGCGGUAAAGCCUUUCUGUUGGUUCUGACCUUGGUUCAGUCUAGCCCUGAGGCACUUCUUCUGUGCUGUCAAUCCAGGCUUGUCAUGUACAUUGAACGGAAUAUAAAAAGGGGUACUCCAAUCAAGGGAGAGAGCCGUGAGAACCGGGACUAUCUCCUGCAGUGUCAGAGCAUGUGUGUGUCUGCCAUUGUAGACGCAGCUCCUGGUAUCCUCUCGGAUGUGUUAGCAUCGUUAGAAGCAGUCCAAGGCCGGAAACACCCAUCAGCUGGGCAAGCCAAGCAGCUCCGGAUACACCUCCCACUUCUCUCCAUCAUUCUCCACCUUGUCACAAGUCACGCCUUCAGAACGCACAUAACGAAUAAAGAAUUCCUGAUAAAUGUUGGCUUACUGCUAACACAUGUCAUCACCAUCGACUCUGGCAUCACUAGCAUAGGCUCUGCAGCAGGUCCAAAUGCCGCCGAAGAUCUCAUCAAUGUGGUGUUGUCCAUUGCGGAGGCCAUCACGCAACACCCUCCGAUACUCCUCGACUAUCACUCUGUUGUCACGCAACACCUCCUCCCUCCUCUUGCUGCGUUGAUGAGCAGUUCAAAUGGUGACACAAGAGUGUUAAGUUUCAGGAUGUUUGCUGAUGUAGCGUCGCUGUAUUUUGAUAACCAGAAUGUGUACAGUUCCUCCAGCAAUGUCGAAGGUGUGUCGGCAAGUACCAAGAAACUGAACGAGGUAAGAUGCAGCCAGUUGGGAGUAGCGUAACGCAGAAUAAAAGUGGGUGUUGCGGAAACCAUUGUUGGUUCAUUUUUGUGAUAUGGUGUGGGUAUUGUUCCGUGUGUUUUUUUAUUGAACCCGUUCGCACCGCAAUACCAAGAAACUACCUUAAAAGUAGGAUUUGGGACCUUGAGGAGAGGGGGGGGGGGGGUGGUAAUGAAAAGUGUAAGUGAGGUAAUUCCCCGGAAGCGAAUAUAUCCCUUACAUUAACAUCAACUCUAUUAAGAGAUAAAACGGUGUAAAAACCCAUCAACGAGCAGGAAUUUAAUUAUUCCUCUUGAGGCGCACUAUUCGUACUUACAACGAAAAAGCAACUGUUCUUUUAGCGUCUGUGCAUGACGUGAUGGGCAGAGAAAGACCUUACUUUCCCGCUCGCUCUCCAUGACUCUCAUUUUCGUUCGUUUUUGUGAUAGAUUGAUCGUGCUCCUUCUGGUGGAGGGUAGUUUUGUCACUAAUAUUCAGCUGACUACUGUGUUGCAGUGUUACUGUGUUGCUAUUAGGGAGAUUACGUAAAGACGUUUUUAACGACGCACGUCACUUCUGCUUGACGUGCAUAGCUAAAACAUCGCUCCCUAUUAAACCAGAAUGGACCAGGGAAUGGACAUAAAGUAGCCUGACAUUUGGAGCGUUUUGGAAAAUCGUUUUCUCCUGAUUGCAUUUUUUUUUCUUUUCAACAGGUCAUCAGUGAUCAUCUGCUACCCCAGUAUCACCUUAUUCUUCAAGACCAGGAUCCUUUACCCGCGUAUGGCCUAAAGCUGUUGCUAUCCUUUCUUGAGCGAAGCCCUGACAUCGUUCAUACGGUCAUCAAACAGGAGCUUCUGGUCACUAUAUCCCAGAUCCUCCAGUCCCACGCCGGUCAGCUCGACAGGAGCAUGGCACAGAGUGUAGUGGGCUUACUGGACUGUUUGGUCUCGGCUAAAGAUGUCGACGUGUCUUCAUUGUACAACCAGGGCUUGAUUGACGGCCUCGUCUCUCUCUUUGUUGACGUAGCGGAAAGUCAAAACGAUGAAAAUUCCCCUGGGAGUGAUUCCGCGGCAGCCAUGUUGAUUCCGCUUCUUGAUGCUUUGAACAACACAUUGAAGUUCGUCUCUAGAGAAGUUCGCAAAGCUCUUCAGUCUAAAACCGAGUCUGCAACCGAAAAUUCUGGUCAAACUCAGUUAGCGGAGAAACUUCUUGUUGAGAGUAAACCGCUGGUCGAAAUGACUGGUGUGCUUAUAAAUUUUCUCUGUCAUGAAGACCCGGAUGUUAGGGACAAUGCCUGUCGGUGCUUGUAUCUUAUGGUGGAACUGUUUGGCGCGAUAUACGAGGACGCCUUGAGUGUCGAAAACAUGGAGUAUUUCGCAGAGGCUUUGAAAACCGCUGACGUCAAGAAACAAAAACAGCUCUUGAGAAUAAUCAAAAGACUGCUGUCAUCAAAUGGGCAGCCAAAUGAUUUGAAAGGGGACGCACAAGUUCUCGUCGAUGUUCUCCAACAAAUUAUAAACUCAUCUGACUCCUCCAAUGCCGAAAGCGCUGCUGUUCCUGGUCUUGCGCUGGAAAUUCUCGCUAAAUUUGGCCUUACUAAAUAG
This is a messenger RNA of Porites lobata, 7082 nucleotides long. The record is from the annotation of a GenBank genome assembly. NCBI's taxonomy places the organism in Eukaryota, Metazoa, Cnidaria, Anthozoa, Scleractinia, Poritidae.